CUCGGCCCCUUAUAAGACGGGCCAACAUCGACACCGACAUCAAACACCGAAGUUCUAGACAUUUACCUACAAGACAGUUUUCAUGUCUCUGGAAGGCACCCCCUCACUAAAUACCUCACUGAAUACCUAGGAAGCCGUCGAGGUUCUACAAUCAGAACAAGAUGCAGUCGGGAAUAUCUGUAUCUCAGGAGCUCAUCUCCAAAUUCAACACUCUUCUAUCCGACUCCUCACAAUUCGGACUUCUCGUAACCAUCACGGGGGAGUCUCUAACACCAAAAGAUACCCUCACCGGCGCCUCGAGCGAUUUCUCCUCCAACCUCUCCAAGCUAGCCCCCCACUUAAAACCCGACGAGGCGCUCUACAUCCUCCUGCGCCGAUAUGACACCGCUCCGUACCUUAUAGCUGUGACAUACGUGCCGGACUCGGCCAAGGUCCGGCAGAAGAUGUUAUUUGCAUCGACGAGGUUGACACUCGUGCGCGAGCUGGGCUCCGAACACUUCCGCGAGACUAUAUUCAUGACCACAGCUGAAGAGCUAAGUGCUGCCGGUUUCGAGAAGCAUGACCGUCACAGCGCACUUGAAGCGCCCCUUACCGAAGAGGAAAGGACACUUGGCGAGGUGAAAAGGGCUGAGGCCGAGGCCGGUGCCGGCACGGGAACUCGCGAGAUCCACCUUAGCACACACAUGAAGAUGCCCGUUGCUACCGACGCCUUAGUUGCCUUAAGUGAACUAGGUCGCGAGGAAGGCAGCGGCUUAGUGAUGUUGAAAAUCAACUCUGACACCGAAGUCGUAGAGCUAUUCCCUAGCUCCGAAAUACCGAAAACCAUCCCCGAGCUCGUGAAGACUAUCUCGCCAACCGAACCGCGCUUCACCUUCUUCCGAUACAAAGCCACUCCGCCGCGUGGAGGCGAGGAGAAGAACGUUGUGCUCUUCUUCUACACAUGCCCCGCCAUGCCAGGAACCAAGGCCAUUAAGUUCCGCAUGGUCUACCCUCUUAUGAAGCGCGCCGUGCUCACAGUGGCCACGACUGAGGCAGGGCUGCAGAUCGAGAAGAAGUUCGACGUCGAGGACCCGAGCGAGAUCACGGAGGAGAUCGUGACGUCGGAGCUGUUCCCCGAAACGGAGACGAAGACGGGUUUCAGGAGACCCAAAAGGCCCGGGAGGUGACCUUGAUUAGUAUGAGCCAUCAUGUGAUUAUAACGAGAGUAACGCUAGCGUGACCGGAUGAUAGAUGACGAAUCAAUGCGAUUGUAU
Annulohypoxylon truncatum is the source of this 1253-nucleotide messenger RNA. RefSeq names its product actin depolymerizing protein. The coding region runs from base 162 to 1166 and encodes 334 amino acids. NCBI's taxonomy places the organism in Eukaryota, Fungi, Ascomycota, Sordariomycetes, Xylariales, Hypoxylaceae. Gene Ontology annotation, molecular function: actin filament binding; actin monomer binding. The record is from RefSeq and is a predicted model, not a curated record. Gene Ontology annotation, biological process: barbed-end actin filament capping; actin filament depolymerization. Gene Ontology annotation, cellular component: actin filament; cytoplasm. The transcript is spliced from 3 exons.